AUGUCUGUUACAGAAGUUGCACGGAAGAAACACAAGCUGGAGGAUGACUCUGCCGCCGAGGGCGUCGUGCGCAAACACACGGCAUACAUCAAAAGAAUCACCAAUGAAACUAAGAUUCAGGUAGCCAUCUCCUUGAAGGGAGGUGCCAUUGAACUCCCAUCAUCUAUUCUACAGAAGACAUAUCCACCUGCUGCAGAUGCAAAGGCACAGGUCAUUUCGAUUCACACGGGGAUCGGAUUUUUGGACCACAUGUUACAUGCGUUGGCUAAACACUCUGGGUGGUCCCUUGUUAUCGAGUGUAUCGGUGACUUGCACAUCGACGACCACCACACUUCUGAGGAUGUUGGGAUUGCACUCGGAGAGGCUUUCCACUCAGCCCUUACGUCGCAUGGGCCUAUCAGAGGUGUGAAGCGGUUUGGAAGCGCAUAUGCACCGCUCGACGAAGCCUUGAGUCGUGCUGUCGUCGACUUUAGCAACAGACCAUAUGCAGUGGUCGAGCUUGGUUUGAAGAGAGAGAAGAUCGGCGACUUGAGCUGCGAAAUGAUCGAGCAUGUCUUGGAAAGCUUUGCGACUUCCGCUAGAGUGACGAUGCACGUGGACUGCAUUAGAGGCCGGAACGACCAUCACCGUAGUGAGAGUGCGUUCAAGGCUCUAGCUGUUGCAAUCAGAGACGCCAUGACCCCUACAGGUAGCAAUGACGUACCUUCUACCAAGGGUGUGUUAAUGUGA
Messenger RNA from Pichia membranifaciens NRRL Y-2026, 729 nucleotides. RefSeq lists its product as hypothetical. Lineage: Eukaryota; Fungi; Ascomycota; Pichiomycetes; Pichiales; Pichiaceae. Gene Ontology annotation, molecular function: imidazoleglycerol-phosphate dehydratase activity. Gene Ontology annotation, biological process: L-histidine biosynthetic process. Bases 1 to 729 code for a protein of 242 amino acids. The record is from RefSeq and is a predicted model, not a curated record. The transcript has a single exon.